Messenger RNA from Acanthoscelides obtectus, 3348 nucleotides. The record is from the annotation of a GenBank genome assembly. Lineage: Eukaryota; Metazoa; Arthropoda; Insecta; Coleoptera; Chrysomelidae.
UUAUAUCUCACUCACAUCGAAAGUCAUAUUUAUAAAGUAUAUCACUUGUCUUUACAAAAGCAAAUAUUUAUCCACAGUGAAAAUGUUUUUUGAAAAGCUCAGAAACACUUGUUUGUUUCUGGUGACAGUGAGGUAUCUGGUGUUAGAUGUGUAACUGGAUCCAAUUUUCUCGAAAAAAUGGGAAAAGAUACAGUGUCUCCAGAUGAACCAGAGACGUCGUCAAAGUUUAAAAAGUUCCUGCGUAAGCGUAUACAUAUUUUACAGUGGUUGCCAAAUUAUACAAAAGGUGAUAUCCUAGCAGAUUUUAUAGCAGGAAUUACUGUGGGAAUGACAAUGAUCCCACAGUCACUAGCGUACGCUGGGUUGGCAGGAGUAGCACCUCAAUAUGGACUAUACACAGCUUUUAUAGGAUCUUUUACUUAUGUAUUUUUUGGCACAAUCAAAGAAGUUUCUAUAGGACCUACAAGUUUGAUGUCUCUUCUAGUAUUUUCAUAUGUAAGAGGAGGUCCAGUAGAAUAUGUAAUCCUGCUCACAUUUAUCGCUGGUUGUGUUGAAAUGCUGAUGGGUAUUUUAAACCUAGGUUUUCUGGUAGACUUCAUCUCACCAUGCCUAACAUCCGGUUUCACUUCAGCCAGUGCUCUAAUUAUCAUAGUAGCUCAGAUGAAACAUCUGUUAGGUAUAAAGAUAAAUAGCCAUGACACUUUUGAAGUUAUGAAAGAGUUAAGUAUUCACUUCAGGGAGAUCAGCGGACCUGACGCCAUAUUGGGGUUUAGUUGUAUCGCAUUCCUGUUUUGUUUUAAGCAACUUGCUAAAAUUCCAGUUCACCACCCAGCAACUAAAAAAUUCAUAUGGCUUCUAUCCAUUUCUAAAAACGCUAUAGUAGUACUUUUGACCACCGUCAUAGCGGCUUAUUUACACAAGAACAUGGAAGGCGGGGCUCCUUUCAAAUUGACAGGUCCGGUGCCAAAAGGAUUGCCAGAUUUUGGAUUUCCUUCAAUAGAAACGCAUCAAGGAAAUAGAACUGUCGGUUAUAAGGAAAUGGUAUCGACAUUAGGAUCUGGAAUGAUUGUUAUACCGGUUGUAGCGGUAUUAGCAAACGUAGCUAUUGCUAAGGCCUACAGUUCUGAUGUGAUAGUUGACGCAUCCCAAGAAAUGAUGACGCUAGGACUAUGCAACAUUUUGGGCUCCUUUGUGAAGGCUAUGCCUAGUUGCGGAGCUUUUACAAGAUCCUCAGUAGCAAGUAGCAGUGAUGUGCGGACACCUUUACAAGGCGUUUAUUCUGGUUCUAUCAUCGUAUUGGCCUUGAGCUUUCUGGCCCCAUAUUUUUAUUUUAUUCCGAAGCCUACUCUAGCUGCUGUACUAAUCACAGCUGCUAGCUCAUUGAUUGAUUUUGAAAUAUUCCAGGUUCUGUGGAGAUGCAACAAGGUAGACUGUUUUCUGACUGCUUUCACAUUUGUGAUCGGUACCAUAAAGGGCGUUGAAACAGCCAUUGUGAUUGGAUGUAUCUGCAAUGCACUGGUGUUACUGAAAAUGUGGUCCAGACCAAAAAUCCGUAUCGCAGUCAAAUCAGAGGAUAAGCCAGGCGAAGAGUACUUACUAAUUAAGCCAGAACUAGGUCUGUACUACCCAGCAGCUGACUACCUAACAGAGUCUGUGAAGAAGGCUCAUAAAUCGUAUCCACACUUAGCAAUAGCGAUAGACUGUUCGAGUGUUUUGAAUGUGGACUAUGCCGCAGCAAAAACAUUUGAGAGCCUUCUGAACAACUACAAUCAGGACGACUCAGAAAUGCGUUUGAUCAACGUGAACCCAAAAGUAAAGGAAGUUUUAAGACAGGUUUUCGAUGACGAAGCAAAGAUGAAGCUAUGCAAGAGCGAAAUGGAUCUCAACACUUCAAUCAACAUUUUUGAAAGAGAAGACGAACGCCCAUUGCUUAGUUACGAACUGGAGAGGAGGAAGUCUUCUGUGAAGACCGCAUAUAGCAACCAAGAGAGGAAGAUGUCUAUUUAUGAUAUAGAAUAGGUUUCUGUUAUGUCAUUAGUUUAAUUUUUAAAUUGGGUAAAAUAAAAUUAAAAUCUUCAGUUUCACUCAGAAAGUCUUGGACCGAACGUUGAGACCACACCACAGGUUGGCUAAGAACAUGUCUCCACGUAUUGGACAACGUUGCGAUCUAUCCUUCCGGCUCACAGUGGUCUAGAACAACCAAAAAGCUGGCAAAAAGAAAAAACAAUUAAGUGAUCGAUGAAAUUCAUCAUGUAUUUGAAACCUGACACAACAAGGUUCAUUUUAGGGCCCUAUACUUUUCCAAAUAUAUUCUUCUAAUAUAACUAAAGUUUUAAAUAAAUGUGCCCCUCAUUUGUAUGGAGAUGAUACACAAUUAAAAUUUCCUUUUGACCACCUCAGGUCAGCUGCUGCAAAUGAUGAGCUUAAUAUAAAACUAGUUUAGACUUCACUCUGAAUCUCUGUCACAUCAACUUACCAUUAACCCAUAUAAAUCUGCUGUUAUGAUAUUUGGUAAACAAAAAACUACAUGCAAGAUAAAUUUACUGUCAGAAUGGGUAACAAUACAAUUAAGAACGUCGACGUGGCAAGGAACUCAGGUUUGGUAAUGGAGAACGAAUUAAUAUUAUCUGAUCACGUAAAAAAUGCAUCCAAAAGGCAUUUGUUUGAUAGAAGUUUUUGUUCCCACACCGCCAUAGUCUGCCAGUUAGAUUAAAUAUUAUUCUCAGUGAUCUUCUAGUUUUGUCCCCAUUCAAUUACUGCGAUGUCGUGUAUGGGUCCUGUUUAACGCAAAUGGAUUGUGGACGAAUUCAGAAAAUCCAAAAGUCUCAGGUUCAUGUUCAGCAUCCGCAAGUUUGACAGGGUAUCACAAAAGCUAGAGGAAGUUAAUUGGCUCAAUAUGGCUUCCAGCAGAAGACAUCAUUCGGAAACAUGAUUCCAUAAAAUUGUUUCUACCAAAACGCCUCAACAUUUAGAGAAUAGGAUAAAAUUUAGAGAUAACGUCCAAAAUUUAAAUAUUCGCAGUAAGUUCCGUAUCUCUCCCUCUCUACAUCGAACCUCUAUAUUUGAGAGAUCAUGUAGUUGUAAAAUAUAUAUAGUUUUAAGAACCUAUCUUCAAAAUCAUUCAAAGACAACUAACUAUAAAAAGUAUCUACUACAAGCUGAAAAAUGAAAUGAUAUACGCAUAUAUUAAUUAGCAUUAUCAUAAACCUUCAACAAUUAAUGUCGCAGAAGUAAUAUCAUCCGUCACUGUUUUUCUGUUCUUCCUCUACACUAUUUAAUCUCAACCAUUUAUAUUUUUUGCCUCAAGUAACUUUGCUUAUAAUCCUCACAGCAUUAUUUUUGUCUCAU